Penicillium coprophilum is the source of this 1284-nucleotide messenger RNA. The record is from RefSeq and is a predicted model, not a curated record. Lineage: Eukaryota; Fungi; Ascomycota; Eurotiomycetes; Eurotiales; Aspergillaceae.
AUGGAUAUCACAACCGAUAAAUGGAUGACGGGGGUGGACGGCGAUUUUCUUGUCCAUACAGCUGUUAUUCGAGCCAUGCCCAGCGGAGUGAGCGUCCUUUCCGCAGAGUCAUGCGGUGUCUCUGCAUGGACAAAGACAGCAAAAAUAUCAGUCGUCCUCCCUAAUGGAAGCCAUCACAGGUACUUUUUAAAGUGUGCGACAGGAACUGGUGCACGGCCAUUGGUAGAGGGUGAAUACCAUUCUGCCUCCGCAAUUCGCGCGGUUGUUCCUGGAUUUGUUCCAAUCCCUCUUGCAUGGGGGGAAUAUCAUGAUGGCGAAUCUCAAGUUUAUUUUUUUCUAGGCGAAUACCACGACAUGGACCUUCGGGCACCCCCGGAGCCAGAGCCGUUCGUGGCAAAAGUCGCAGAACUCCAUUCGAAAGGGAUAUCACCCACAGGAAUGUUUGGCUUUUCGGUCCCUACUGUGUGCGGUAUUUUUGAACGAACCGUGACAUGGGAGAAAAGUUGGGCAAACUGCUUUGCAAAUCAGCUGAAGAAAAUCAUCGAUUUUGACAAACAGACCAACGGAGCUUGGCCAGAAUUCGAGGAUGCGUGCAAGCAGAUAAUUGACGUUGUUAUACCAAGGCUCUUGGGCGCACUGCAGUCUGAAGGUCGAUCAAUUGUACCUGCAUUGAUCCAUGGUGAUCUGUGGGAGCAGAACAUCGGUGUCGAUAUGGCGACCGGAGAAACAAUUGUUUUUGAUCCGGGAUGCACUUAUGCUCACAAUGAAAUGGAGUUUGGAACAUGGAGGUGCUCUUGGGCCUACUACUUCAACUCCCCUGUUUACGUAAGACUUUAUCAGCGCCAUAUCGAGCCCUCGCAGCCGGUCGAGGAAUGGGAUGAUCGCAAUCGACUUUACAGUCUUCACCCUUACCUCAAUGACUCCGCAGGUCAUCCUGGGAGUAUUUCAAGAUCAAUAGCAUAUAAUGAUAUGCUCUUCUUGUGUGAGAAGUACGGACCGCUGGAAGGACUUGAAAAAUAUAACCCCAAUAAAGACAUAAGUGUGACCGGGGCAUACGUACAGCAUUCUACUCAGGCUAUGGCGAUGAACCAAUCAAAAUACAUAGUGAGUUCUAUUCUCGCAAGGCACAAAAAAACAUACAACAGUGAGGAUUCGCUGGUGGUCACCCACCCAACUACUAACUCACCGGCGUGUGGCUUAAGUACGGCUGAGCGGACGGGAAGCCCUGUUUUCCACACCCUAUGGUCGUAUGUGCUCAGUAAUGGGGUAAAAGGACUUAUAUAG